ACUCCUUCAUCGCCCUCCAUCACUCCUCCAUCACCCUCUAUCUGCACCCACCUGUCAGCAAAGACUGUUGAAGAGGAAAAGAUGUUCAACCUGUCGGCGGACACGUCUGUAAACGGCACCAACUCCAGCGAUGGGAUCAGUUAUGACUACAAUUUGGAUUUUAUCGAGCCAUGCCCCAUGGACAACAACCACAAUGUGGAGGUGGUGGUGGGUCCCUACAUCCACUCCAUCAUCUGCAUCUUAGGCUUCAUCGGAAACAGCCUGGUGAUCGUCACCUAUGCCUUAUACAAGAGGACCAAGUCUAUGACCGACGUCUACCUCCUCAACGUAGCCAUCGCUGACCUGCUGUUCGUCGCUGUCCUACCCCUCAUAGUUUACAACGAGAAGGCGUCCUGGUCCAUGGGCCCGGUGGCCUGCAAGCUGCUGCGUGGUGCCUACAGUGUGAACUUGUACAGCGGCAUGCUACUGCUGGCUUGCAUCAGUACAGACCGCUACCUUGCGAUCGUGCAGGCCCGCAGGAGUUUCAAGCUACGCUCCUUGUUGUAUAGCCAAAUCAUUUGCACCAUCGUCUGGGCUUUGGCCUUCACUCUCUCCUUCCCCACUUUUCACUUCUACCACCGGUACCUGCCCUCACACCUCAUGGACGGAGAAUACGAUGAAGAGGAGCUUGGCAUUGUCAUACCUGAAUAUGAGGGAACUGUUAAGAAAGAGAUGUCCAAUAACAGCUCUCCUCCUACCAAGAUUGAGUAUGUGUGCGAGUUCAUGUUUACCGACAACGAGAUGGCCCAGCAGAUGAAGGUCCUGGUCCCCAGUGCUCAGUUGGCCGUGGGUUUCUUCCUCCCCCUGCUAGUCAUGUUGUUCUGCUACAGCUGCAUCAUCGUCACCUUGCUGCGUGCCAGGAACUUCCAGAGACACAAGGCAGUCCGUGUGGUUCUGGUCGUGGUGCUGGUGUUCAUCGCCUGCCACCUGCCAUACAAUGUCACCCUUUUGUACGACACAGUCACGAUGUUCAAACCGCAAAAGUGCGAUGGGGUGGACAUCCUACAGGUGGCCAAGACCGUCUCUGAGACCAUAGCUUACCUGCAUUGCUGCCUCAACCCACUGCUGUAUGCCUUUGUCGGGGUGAAGUUCAGGAACCACUUCAGGAAGAUUAUGGAGGACUUGUGGUGUCUGGGGAAGAGGUACAUUGCACCCAGACGCUUCUCCAGAGUCACCUCCGAGAUCUACGUCUCCUCCCGACGCUCUCUCAAUGAAUCUAAUGGAUCAUCUUUUACCAUGUGACCUCACGAGGAGGAUCGUUUGAUGGAGGUGGUAGUGGGGGGACAUGGAGAAGCAGCCCUGAUGUUCCUACAUGCAGAAUUGCCUCCCUGUGGAGCAUCAGCCAACUCCCCAGAAAAAAAAUGUACUUGUGAUUUUUUUUUGCAUAUUUUACUUAAUUUUUACAUGAAGCCUAAGCGGAGAAGAAGCAUUUAAAACUAAGGUAUGGUAAAAGUAAGUAACUCCCCAGAAGUUUGACUCCAAUCCAAACUGAUGACAGAGCAUUCUUGGGGUCUUAAUGGAACCACAUCCAGCAUGAACUGAUCCAAACCUGAUCGAAGCCUGAAAAGAUUAUUUUUCCUAAAACAUAUCAGUAUCAAGACUGUUAAUAAGAAUCUCAAACUUUACAAUCUAUAACAUGUGGAUUCCAGCCAGGUGAAUUGAUGAAGUCG
Molecule: messenger RNA, 1709 nt
Organism: Lampris incognitus (smalleye Pacific opah)
Lineage: Eukaryota; Metazoa; Chordata; Actinopteri; Lampriformes; Lampridae
Gene: ccr6a
Product: chemokine (C-C motif) receptor 6a
Exons: 2
Coding region: 82-1281 (399 amino acids)
Biological process (GO): G protein-coupled receptor signaling pathway; immune response
Cellular component (GO): membrane
Molecular function (GO): G protein-coupled receptor activity
Source: RefSeq, a predicted model, not a curated record